This is a messenger RNA of Drosophila guanche, 2019 nucleotides long. RefSeq names its product flocculation protein FLO11 (gene Jabba). The coding region runs from base 271 to 1926 and encodes 551 amino acids. The transcript has 9 exons. The record is from RefSeq and is a predicted model, not a curated record. Lineage: Eukaryota; Metazoa; Arthropoda; Insecta; Diptera; Drosophilidae.
GUUUGCUCAAUCACUCGGGAGUUUUUCAGCCGCAUGGGACUUGCGCUCGUUGGCCUUCAUCAGACUGCAUGCAGAUUGGGAAAGUGUUCUCCAAAGUGAUUUUUGUGCUGUAAUUCUAUUACAUCCCCAAUUAAUAAUCAACUAUUUUGUGAAUACUGAAGACUUGCGGCUGGUUCGAAAGUCUCUUCCAUCGUACAGCGAGGAAACAAAAGUUUCAAGAGGGACUUCAGCAGAGGCAGAAAGAAAGAAAAAGACCGUCGUAGCAUCAACAUGGCGCAGGAGACAGAGGCAGCAGCGGGAGUCAAGGGUCAGCCCCGAGACCAUAUCGACGAGGAUGAAGUCAGCGAACUGCAGCGGCCACGCAGCUUUUACGACGGAGUGCGAGAGCAGGCCGAACGCUUUGCCAGCACGCGCCUGGGCCAGUUCAUGAUCGAAAGAGGAGAUCGAGCGCUUCGGAUGAUCGAGGACACGGCCAAGUGGAGUCUGCCGCAGGAAAAGUCUGCUGAUCCCUUGCAACGUCCGCUUCCCUGGGGACCGUUCCUUUUGCUGAUCAUUAUGCUGCGUCUCACUCGCAUGUGGUUGUCAGUGGGCGCAUUGAUGAUAGGCAACAGCCCCAUCUCCCCCUCGGACAUGGUGUACUUCAUUCAGACCAGACGCCGGAAGUUGCGGGCCAUUCGGGUGCACGGCCUUAAGGUGAUGCGACAGCGCCAGCAGGAAGUGUCCUACGGCAGUGGCAAGGGCUUGACCCAAAAGCUCACCCAGUGGUUUUCCCGGGCAAUGUGCCGACCUGGAGUGCAGAGGGCCAACAGCGGACGACUCUUCCAGGUGCGAAACAUGGAGCAGACAACACAAACCAGUCCGGCUGUGAUGAAGCGCCCGCGUGAGGAAGAGGCGAACACUGAUGCUGAUGCCGAUCACAACCUUACCAUCGAUCAGAUGCUGGCCAAAUAUGCCCAGGAGAACUCGGAAGAUGACUCCGACUUCGUGCCCAAUCCUGAUGAGGAGGAGGAAAGCAGCGACGGCACCAGCUCCGAGUCAAACACCAGCGAGGAGAUCAGCAGCGAUGAGGCAAACGAAAAUGCCGUUCAGGCCACUAAAAAGCCUCCAACUCUGGUGGUGGAAAACGGUGUACACAAGGCGGAGCCCAACGAGAGAAAAGACAAGGAGAUGGAGAUGGCAAAGGAAAAUGACAAGGGAAAGCUGAGCGCCACGACAACGAGCAACGGCGGCCAGAACAAGGAGCAGGCGGAAGUUGCAGGUGGGGCCAGGCUGGAGGAGGACAAGUGGAAGUCCUCGCCGGGACACAUGAGUGCUGCCAUGACGAAAAUGCAAUUCUACAACAACACGGCAGCUGCAGCCAGCACUGAAGCUGCAGCCCCAUCCGAAACCGAACACGAACCAGAACCCGAACCCGAACCCGAAUCCGAUCCCACACCUCAUCCUAAAUCCCAGUCCCACGACGAGUCAGAAGAUGACGGCAGCAGCACGAGCAGCGGAAAAACCGGAUGCACAGUCUAUAAAAGAGAAAUUGCAUCCGCAGAGACGACCCAGCCAGAUUCCCAAACCGAACAGACCAGCGAAGUGGCUGACACACUAACUACCCAAGUAUCCAACUAUCCCACAAUCGACACACUAACUCCAGCUACCUCUUCCGAAGAUAUAUUCUAUAGUCCAAUCGGUUCACCCACCUUAUUCAAUACCAGCCUAGGAACUCAAGCUCUGCUGAAGAGUGCCAGCAUUCAAUCUGUCUUGGCACACUCCACUCCCACCUUGGAACUGGAAGAUGUACCCUCUGAACCAGCUUCCCAUCAGCCUGAAUCCGAGAUGCCUCCUUCUCAGCAGAAGCAGCCACAUCAGCAGCCACAGCAACAGCAGCGACAGAAUAACUAUUCCCACCAACGCUAUCGCGGACGUAACCGACGCUAGGCGAUGAUACAUCCUAUCCUACCUAUAUACAUUUCCUACUUUUUUACAUUCCCAUAUUGUUAGUGAAUACUGCGAGUAAAUCUCUGAACUCAA